GCUUCAGGAGAGCAUCCUCCUCUGCUUUCGCUCACGCCUUCCAGCUCCCGGCAUGCCGCGCGCGAGGCGUCCCUAUUUGCGCGGUGCACGCCGGGGGCUGUAGUUCUUAUGUGCUAAGGGAAGCGGAGCGGCGGCAAGUCAAGUCGAGGCAGGGCGGCUUCUUUUUCCCCAUCCGAAGCUUGUUGUACAAGUCUCCGCGGUCCUUUUCCGCUACCGCCGGGCUGAGGAGGCCGACGACGACAGCAGCGGAGGAGGCACAAUGGCGCGGCAGGGCAGCCGAGGGGGCGCCGAAAGCAAAAAAAUGAGUUCGGAGCUCUUCACACUGACCUAUGGGGCUCUGGUCACACAGCUGUGUAAGGACUAUGAGAAUGAUGAAGAUGUCAACAAGCAGCUUGACAAAAUGGGAUACAACAUAGGCGUUCGUCUCGUUGAAGACUUCCUGGCCAGAUCCAAUGUAGGCAGAUGCCACGACUUUCGAGAAACUGCAGAUGUAAUAGCAAAGGUGGCAUUUAAAAUGUACUUGGGCAUCACUCCGAGCAUCACAAACUGGAGUCCAGCAGGUGAUGAAUUCUCCCUUAUCCUGGAAAACAAUCCGCUGGUGGAUUUUGUGGAGCUUCCUGACAACCAUUCAUUGCUCAUUUAUUCCAAUCUCUUGUGUGGGGUGCUGCGAGGAGCCUUGGAAAUGGUUCAGAUGGCCGUGGAUGUCAAAUUUGUCCAAGACACAUUGAAAGGGGAUGGAGUCACAGAAAUAAGGAUGAAAUUUAUCAGGCGGAUUGAAGACAAUCUCCCUGUGGGAGAGGAGUGAAUCCCAGAGCAUCCUCCAUACUGAACUGUGAGAAGAUAAGCCAGCUUCACCUGGGAUUUGCUGGCAUAUAGUGCUCUGUGUACUUUCAGAUGCUCUGACUGGUUAAUUAAGAUGUUCUCCUUUAUUUCCUCAGAAAACAACUGUUUGAAUUCUGCAUUGUUUCCACAGAUUUGUAUUAAAGGCCCUUUUAGGGUGUAGGACACUUUUCAUACUCAUCAGAAACAUAAACGCCCAUUUCUAGUUUCCAUGUUUGGCUCCAUGCAACUAUACAGGAUAUCACUACUAUGAACCUUGCUACCAGAAUCAGAUCCCAGCCACAGCUAACCAUUCUUGUCUUGCAGCAUAUGAGGAGCAUCAGCUUUGCUCCCCAACCCUUUCCUGCCAAAAAGGAUGGGAGCCAGGACCUUUAUUUAUCUGUGGGAAGCAGAUAGCCAUUUCUUGAUAGCAUAGAACGCAGCAUGUAAUUUGAAAGAAAUUGGGGUUCCUAGUGGAUCAAGUUCUGUCUUUACUGAUUUUACAUUUUACAUUUACUGAUCAGUAAGUAAAAAAUAUUUAAAUAACAUCUCUCACAAAACAAGAGCCAUGUCCAUUUCAACAGUCCUAGUGGUAUGUACUCCUUUGGUGAGCAAACCCCAGUGCCAGGCGAUAGUGCUUCUUAAAGGAAAGGGAGGGGUACAGUCACAACCCUUUCUAGUCCAUUGGAGACACUGAAGGAGAUUUUGGCCAUAGCAUCCUGUUUUAGCUGAGCAGGACAGAAUCUGAAUUGCCUGGAUGCUUUCAUCAUCCUUGUCUUCCUAGUCAUGUGAAUGGCUAGGCUAAGGUUGCAACACACCAGGAACAUGCAGUACUCAAGGUUUUCAAUAUUUAAAUAGUGUUGGGAAAAAAGCUUCCAGGUUAUAAUAAUCCCAGAGUUCCUUCCUUGUAGCAGGCUUAAUAUGUAUAUAAUUAACUAACAAGUAGGUAAAUGCAAGCUUGCAUUCUGAAAGAUCCUAUCAGGCAGGGCUUCUGAGGUAUUGCAGUCAGGUUAUAUAAUAAGUCAGUGGUGGAAGAUCAAACAUGUCUGUGGCUCUCCCCACUUCCUUUGGUCCCUUGGGAGCCAAGAGCUCUCUUUAUGAAAGGUUGUGGAAAAGUUGGAUGGACAAUCUUAUGUGUAUAGAUCAACAUGCUAAGGUUUCUGUGUACUGGAUCACUGUAAGGAGAUAGGAGAACACUAGGAUUUUUUUAAUAGGGAAAAAUGAAUGACAAAGGGCAUUCGGGAAUUACUUUGGCCCUUGUUUCAAGGCAGGGGAUAUAUUUGGAUGGGAUAUCCCAUCUGUAUACACAAUGAGACUCUAUUAACUUCCCAUAGGGCAAGAUAAUUGCCAUGUUGCCACUAAAAACGUAGGAUUUGAAUUGAGUGUCCUAUGGAGAACUUGUAAGUUAAAAAUAGAAACGUCUACCUUCCUAGAAGAGGUAUAAUAUACCCAUAGUAAUUCCUGCCAUUUGGAAUAAUGGAAUGUAUUUGGCACAAAUUGACACUUUGUCCUCUGCAGCAUGAAGAAUUCUGAGUGCAAAAUUGUAAGAGACGUUAAUUGGAGGUGUGUAGAGAAAGGGUUUUAGGAUUUGUGUACACAGCAUGUGGGCAGCAUCUUAAAAAAUGCAGGCUACAGCUGUAAUGAGGCAGUGCCUCAAUCUUGGGAAAUGUCCUGUGGAAGAAUGAAGUGGCUUACUUAGCAUAUGGGAGAAUGGGACUUGAGUUGCUCUGUUUCCAGGAUAGUGAGGCCUUUUCUCAGUGGCCUGUCCUAGGCCUUUUCUGUGAUUUCCCCUCUCCCCUGAAUCUGGCUCUAGGAUUCUUUUGCCACAUUUGCUGUGUUUAGUUGCAAAGAAAGUAGAGAAACAAGCUUUUCCUGCAUUUUGAGAAAUGCCUAUCAAAUGUUGGUCCACCUAGCGUUAAAAUCCUAUGUCUUAUUUCAGUGAAAACUCUCUCUAUUCUCGUCUCUGAAGAAUUCAUUCCUACAGUUAGAGGAAGAGUCCAACACCUCAAAUCCCUUCCUUAAUGCUUUAAAAACAGAGCUGCACUGAGUGAUAGCUGAUGGGUGAAUGGGUAUUAAGUGUAUAUAAAACGUUUUUGUUGUAUAAAUAGUCAUCCAUGUGUAUUCUAUUUGUAAAGCUUUUGAAGGCAA
Molecule: messenger RNA, 2967 nt
Organism: Rhineura floridana
Lineage: Eukaryota; Metazoa; Chordata; Lepidosauria; Squamata; Rhineuridae
Gene: TRAPPC3
Product: trafficking protein particle complex subunit 3
Exons: 5
Coding region: 260-805 (181 amino acids)
Biological process (GO): endoplasmic reticulum to Golgi vesicle-mediated transport; intra-Golgi vesicle-mediated transport
Cellular component (GO): TRAPP complex; cis-Golgi network membrane; cytosol
Source: RefSeq, a predicted model, not a curated record